AUGUGUAAAACAAAAUUGAUUACAUCAGUUUUGGAACGUGUUGUUCAAUCAGUUAAUUUUGGCCAAUGUUUACAAAAAGUAAUAUUUUCAAUUUUAUGAUCUUUUAAAUUUAUCAAGUAUCAAUCUAUAAAAAUAUAUGAUAAAUGUUGUUUAUUAUAUUACACAAAUUAAUUGAAUUAUAACAUUUUUGUACUUUUUUUUUUAAUAGCUCCAAAUAGUCUCAGCAGGAAAUGGAAAUUGCAAAGCACAAUUAAUUGUAUCCAAGGAGCAUUUAAACUUUGGUGGUACCAUGCAUGGUGGUUUUACAAGUACCCUUAUUGACUGUGUUUCUACAUAUGCCGUAAUGACCCAAGAAAAUAAUUCACCAGGUGUCUCAGUGGAUUUAAAUGUUACGUUUAUGAAACCUGCUCUUCCUGGUGAUUUAAUAACAAUUGAUGCUAAAACUGUACGCAGUGGAAAAACAUUAGCUUUUCUUGCAGUAGAUAUUACAAAAAAUGAGGGGAAAGAUAUAAUUGCUCAUGGAAGACACACAAAAUUUGUUGGACAAAGAUAA
Molecule: messenger RNA, 553 nt
Organism: Heterotrigona itama
Lineage: Eukaryota; Metazoa; Arthropoda; Insecta; Hymenoptera; Apidae
Source: the annotation of a GenBank genome assembly